Marmota monax (woodchuck) is the source of this 9263-nucleotide messenger RNA. It is a transcript of the gene Mdm4, whose product is annotated as MDM4 regulator of p53. The coding region runs from base 1408 to 2880 and encodes 490 amino acids. Gene Ontology annotation, cellular component: nucleus. Gene Ontology annotation, molecular function: ubiquitin-protein transferase activity. Gene Ontology annotation, biological process: negative regulation of apoptotic process; protein ubiquitination; regulation of cell cycle. The record is from RefSeq and is a predicted model, not a curated record. NCBI's taxonomy places the organism in Eukaryota, Metazoa, Chordata, Mammalia, Rodentia, Sciuridae. The transcript is spliced from 11 exons.
GGGCUGGGGAUGUGGCUCAAGCGGUAGCACGCUCGCCUGGCAUGCGUGCGGCCCGGGUUCGAUCCUCAGCACCACAUACAAAUAAAGAUGUUGUGUCUGCCAAAAACUGAAAAAUAAAUAUUGAAGUUCUCUCUUUCUUAAAAAAAAAAAAAAUGGUUGAUCACUGGGAGACCUCAGGGACAGACUGAUGGACAGACUGACGCUUAAGUGAAGACAAAAGGAUAGGAACUAAAGGACAGGGGAAGCCAGAAAACUUUAAAGAGGAGUGAUACUAUGUGCAUGUGUUGUAUGUGUGUGUACAUUUUUAAAAAAUUUAACCUGAGUUUCCUGGCAUGCAGUUUCAGGAGUACUUGGAAUCUCCAAAGUGAUAAAUGCCUUUUGUAUGCUAAUGAGUUUACUGGUGGCUGGCAGCCCCUAUGUAGCUAUGAGAUGGGGGCUGGUCACCAGAAAAUCCAAGGUAGGAUUACUGUUGGGACUUUCAGCCCUACCCUUCUGUCUUUGGGGGAGGGGAGAAAGGCUGAAGGUUAAAUUGAUCUUCAGUGGCCCUUGAUGCCUAUGAUACGCAAAUCAGUCUAUGUAAUGAAACCUACAUAAAAGCCCAAAAGGACAGAUUUUUGAUAGCUGAGGUUUUUGAAGGGUUGUUUGCCCAGAAAAGGUCUUGGAAUUUUCUUACUCCUUCCCACAUACCUUGCCCUGUGCUUCCCAUUUGGUGCUCAUCGAUAUCCUUUAUAAUAAAUUAGAUGUGGUUUCCAUAACAAAUUAAUUGGUUCUAAGAAGGGGGUUGUGGGAAUCCUGAUUUGUAGCCAUUCAGUUGGAAGUACAGGUAAAACAAGCUGCAGCUUUCAAUUAGCAUUGGCAUUGGGGCGCAGUCUGGGAUUGAGCAUUCAAUCUGUAGCAUUGAAGCCAGAUUUAAAAUUAGGUAGUCAGUGUAGUUAGGUAAAUCGAGUCUAAUAUCUAGUGAAAUCUAAAUGGAGGCCAUGUUGAGAAUGAAUUCCAGAAAAGUUGAGCAACUCUCCUGGAAUGUUAAGGAAGUCCAGGAAAAAGUCCAAGGCCAAAGUCCAUCCCAAAGAAAUGUUAAUGAACAGCAAACUUGAAGAUGCUGACUCGGAAGUGCCCACCUGUGUCCCACUUCUCGGGCCUUCCCACCUACAUUCCAUCACUGAAAGAAACUAUAAAAUGGAGAGACAACCGCACUUCCAUCUUUUGGGUCCCCUUCUUCCUCCUGGAGAAGUCUUUUCUGCUGUCCUUUAAUAAACUUCUAAUUUCUACUCUGACCUUGCCGCGGCAUGCUUCUAUGGUGUUAUUCUUCAACAUUGGGGAAGCAAGGACUCGUCACCGGUCAACAGCGGUAACAGCAUCUGACCCUAUCUUCAGUUUUAUCAACAGACUGCAGUUUCUUCAGUCAAAAUGACAUCAUAUUCCACCUCUGCCCAGUGUUCAACAUCUGAUAGUGCUUGCAGGAUCUCUCCAGAACGAGUCAAUAAGGUACGACCAAAAUUGCCACUUUUGAAGAUUUUGCAGGCAGCAGGUGCAGAAGGUGAAAUGUUCACUGUUAAAGAGGUAAUGCACUAUCUAGGCCAGUAUAUAAUGGUGAAGCAGCUUUAUGAUCAACAGGAGCAGCAUAUGGUUUAUUGUGGUGGAGAUCUUUUGGGAGAACUACUGGGACGUCAGAGCUUCUCCGUGAAAGAUCCAAGCCCUCUCUAUGAUAUGCUAAGAAAGAAUCUUGUCACUUUAACCACUGCUGCUACAGAUGCUGCUCAGACUCUCGCUCUCGCACAGGAUCACAGUUUGGAUAUUCCAAGUCAAGACCAACCGAAGCAAAGUGCAGAGGAAAGUUCUAAUUCCAGGAAAAGAAUUGAAGAGGGUGAUAUUCCCGCACUGCCUACCUCAGAGCAUAAAUGCAGAAAUUCUAGAGAAGAUGAAGACUUGAUAAAUUUAAGCCAAGAUGAGACAUCUAGGUUGGACCUUGGGUUUGAGGAGUGGGAUGUAGCUGGCCUGCCUUGGUGGUUUUUAGGAAACUUGAGAAACAACUAUACACCUAGAAGUAAUGGCUCAACUGAUUUACAGACAAAUCAGGAUAUAGGUACUGCCAUUGUUUCAGAUACUACAGAUGAUUUGUGGUUUUUAAAUGAGUCAGUUUCAGAGCAGUUAGGUGUUGGAAUAAAAGUUGAAGCUGCUGAUACUGAACAAGCAAGUGAAGAAGUAGGGAAAGUGAGUGACAAAAAGGUGAUUGAAGUGGGGAAAAAUGAUGACCUUGAGGACUCUAGGUCCUUAAGUGAUGAUACUGAUAUAGAAGUUACCUCUGAGGAUGAGUGGCAGUGUACUGAAUGCAAGAAAUUUAAUUCUCCAAGCAAGAGGUACUGUUUCCGUUGCUGGGCCUUGAGGAAGGAUUGGUAUUCAGAUUGUUCUAAAUUAACACAUUCUCUCUCCACAUCUGACAUCACUGCCGUGCCUGAAAAGAAGGAAAGUGAAGGAAUUGAUGUCCCUGAUUGCCGAAGAACUGUUUCAGCUCCAGUUGUUAGACCUAAAGCUGUAUCUAUAAAGGAAGGAAAUUCUAAACUUUUAAAUCCCUGCAACUCAGUGGAAUUCUUGGAUUUGGCUCACAGUUCUGAAAGCCAAGAGACCAUCUCAAGUAUGGGAGAACAAUCAGAUAACGUCUCUGAGCAGAGAACAGAUGUAGAAAAUAUGGAGGAUUGCCAGAAUAUCUUGAAGCCAUGUAGCUUGUGUGAGAAAAGACCACGAGACGGGAAUAUUAUUCAUGGAAGGACAAGCCAUCUUACGACUUGUUUUCCCUGUGCCAGAAGACUAAAGAAGGCUGGGGCUUCAUGUCCUAUUUGCAAGAAAGAGAUUCAAUUAGUUAUUAAGGUUUUUAUAGCAUAGUUGAAUCAAUUGCAAAGAAAUAUUAAUUAGGAGCACCAGGUCACGUAUGGAAACAUCAGUAUUGACUAUCUCUACUAAGUGUAACCCAUUUUAUAUGUUCAUUUGUACAUGUAAACAUCUGUGUUUUGGAUUGUUUUUGCUUUGAAGCUUAUAUGGAACUUAAGACUAUUUUAGAGCUAGAUUUUAGAGCUAGAUGAUCAGUUUGGGGGCUUCAUCAAUGUGAAAAGAUACAUAAAAGUCACUCAAUUCUCCCUCCAAAGAUGAAGAUCUGGGAGGGAACAGUUACCAGUAUAAACAUAAAUAUUCAUUCAUUCAUGUAUCAGAUUAUUUGAAGAUUAACCCUUUUUAAAAUUUUAUUCCCUAGCCUUCUAUUUAAUGUUGUUCUGGAGUCAAAAUUCAAGGUAGUUAUUAGAAAAAUACUAGGAUUAACGAUGAAAAAAACAAAUAAUCUGAUUAGUUAAUAAUGUCUAUUUUAUUCUGCUGUCCUUCCAUUCUCCCCUUCUCCUCCCCUUUAGUUCUAAAAGAGACAAGAUCUCAUUGUGUUGCCCAGGCUGGCCUCCAGCUCAUGAUCCUCCUGCCUUAAGUUUUCUAAGUAGUUAGGUUUAUAGGCAUGUGCCACUGCACAUCACUUAAACUAGGUGCAAUGGUUAUCAAAUAUUUGGCUAACACAAAUAGAAACAGAAAGUAGAUAAAUUUUUGCACAUUUAAAAAAUCUAGAUAUAAUUACAUAAUGAAAUGUUCCCUUUGGGUGAGUUUUAAAAAUCUGAGUAAUUGCACAAAGCCCUGCGUUCAGUCCCCAGCACCACACACACACACACACACACACACACAAAAAUGGUCAUCACCACUCUAAACAUGUUGUAGGAUACUCCUCUCACUGCAAAAUAUUUACUUUUGAGACAGUCCUUUAACCAUUUCAUCGUUCUCUCCCAGAAUAGUUUUCCUUUUGCACAUUUUUAAUAUGAGAUCUCAAUUUUUAAAAUUUAAAAUUACACAGGGUAUACCUACCAUCUUAGUAUAUUGUAUAUUAUAUGUACACUUCAGAAAUAUUUUUGUCAAAGUUUUGGAGCUAUAAAUUUAGCAGAUUAAAUUUAUAGAAAAGUACUGUCACAUGAACUGGCAAAAUCUAUCAUUUUAAGAUUGAUGAGCCAAAUCACAUGAAACUUUGAGUCAGAAAAUGUUGUAAUUCAGAUAAAUAUAUGAGCGUAUAUCUGGCACAGCCUUCUCAGUGAUAAGUUGUGUCUUUUUUUGUUUCCCUGUGGUACUGGGGAUUGAACCCAGGGCUUUGUGCAUUCAAGACAAGCACUCUACCAACUGAGCUAUAUCCCUAGCCCUUGGUGAUUAGUUUUUAAAAAGAAAAGGCACAAAAUUUUUUAACCAAAGCUCCCCUUGCUUUGCUUUCUUGUAUUCAUUUUCUCUUAGGAGCCUUCCAGGGUUUUUUUAGUCUCUUUGUACCUCUGGAGUUGUUCAUACCUCAGGGCAAAGACCUAAAGUAAGAUUAGCGUGAGAGAAUUAGGGAGUAUGACAGUUGUAAAAAGGGAAGUAGUUCAAGAAAAAUGAAUAUCUCUAAAUCUCUUUAGUCACCUUAAGUCACAUCAGGUUUAGGACAAUACAUGUAGACACUGAAGAUUUUCAAGUUGAUUUCCUUAUUACCAUACAUAUAUCAUCAUACACAGUAAAAUCUUGAUGUAUCCUCAGGGAUAGGAAUACAUCAUUUUGCAAAUGAACUUGGGGACCAAAAAAAUCACCUGGUUACUUAUUAAAGUACCCAAAUUCCCAGAGACGGAGCUCUGAGGUCUGGGCCAUUUAAACAAAUAUUCUUGGAGACUUUGAUUCAAGUUUUCUUGAGUACUCUAGUGGAAGCCCCGCCCCAGGAGGGCUUUUAUUUCCUGUUCUUGUAGGUUCAAAACAGGAAGUAGGCAGCACAAGAUCCCUUUAUCAUAUUAGUUUCUAGAAGGGAAGUUUUCUUAAAAUUUUUUAGAAAUUAUUUUUAAGUAUACAUUUUUUAGUUGUAGGUGGGCACAAUUUUUUUUAAUUUUUAUGUGGUGCUAAAGAUUGAACCCAGUGCCUCGCACAUGCUAGGCGAGCACUGUACCACUUUAGCCACAGUUUCUGAAUUUUAAGACUGAUGUAUUCAGUCCCUCUUACUUUGCACAUGAAGCCAAAUGAUAAAGCUGAUGAUUGGGGGUUACUAGAGUCCAAGUCUCAUGACUAGCAAAUCUUAAAAAUACCUGUUAACUUUUGGUAAAUAUUUUAAAGAGUGGUACUUGUUGAAUUUGGGACAAGUAAUAACCUUAAAAUAUAUAUCUUCUAAUGUUUUUAGAGACUCUGAUUUACAGCCAAAAUGAGACUUUAGAAAGAAUAAAGAUUUUUAACAUUUCUCCCAAAAGAAAGACCUGGUAAAUGUCAGGCUUAGCGAAAUCAGAAAACUGCUCCCACUGUGAGAAAAGUAAAGGUAACAGAGGGACUCUGAACCAUUUUCUCUAGGUAUUAUUUUUUCCUGGGAACUGAAGCUCAAGUGUGGUGUGCUCUCUGCAUUUAGGGAUGUUAGUUUUCCCCCUAGUAAGUAAAGCUUACUUACUAAAUGUUUUGUUAGAACAUUGUGAAUGUUGUAAAAUUUUAGAAAAUUUCAUCUCUGUCCCUCCCUCUAUACUUACUUUGUAAAGUUUGAUAGCUCUCCAUUUUUUUUGGAUUUUUGCCAGUCAGAUGCUUUCGUAACUUAUAAAUCAGAACUGAAGAUCUGUAGUUGUGCCCUGUAAUCCACUUAUAUAACUUGCAGUUUUUUGUAAGACUUAAAUGAGAGAAGAACUACACAUUUAUUUAUUUUUGUAUAUUUAUUAUGCUAAUUUUGGUACAUUCAUACUCAAGACUUACUCCUGAGUCCACUCAGUUUCCUUCCUUUUUCCUCAGCUGGGGUUUUCACUGCCUUUUCCACUCCCCCAAACCCCAGCACCAAGUACUUUACUUACAGAAUCCAAGGUAUGUUUUCAUUUUCUUUAGUUUUUGUUUUGCAGUGUUAGGGGUCUGUGUUUGAGCCAAACUUCCUGUUUACCUGCAGAAAACUAAACUAUCUUAAUUUAUUUCUGAUUUUGUUUUUUCAUUGCCUCUAAAGCAAAGGUAUAGUUUGUGAAAUCUUUUAGAAUUAACUAAAAGAUAGACCCUUCAUCUUUUAGUUGUGUCUAUGGGGACGUAGGCUCUGCUUUUUUGGAGGUAGCACCAGUUUUCCCUUAUCUUUCAGCAUCCUACUUCUGGUUUGUCUCCAUCUCUCCCCUUUCACUUUUCAAAUGUCGUCUUGGGCAUUCAAUUACAAGAUCACUAAUCUUGAUUAUUAGGAAGGAGCUUUUAAAAUAAAUAUAAAAUAAAUAACAGUAUAGUUUAGUGUUUUCUGCUGCACAAUGCCAUAAGACAUUAAUGAAAUCACAGCAUCUAAUUUUUUCUUUUAGUGCUUAAUCAGACUCUGAUAAUCUAUGCCAAGUUUUUAAGCUGGUAUUACUAUUUCUUUAUAGUCCAUCUGAAGAUAUCAUAUCAUGUCUGAUCAUAGGCUGAAACAGUAGAACCAAGUUCGGCCUUCAAACUGCCAUAGACUUGUGUAAUUUAAGAUUGAAUCACUGCCAAGUUUUUGAGAUAAUAUUGGGGUCUAGUUAUAAUUUGUGUAUAUUUAGAUGUAUGUAAUAUGUAGAAUGUUCCUUGGUUUGGAUGAGUUCUUUUUUUUAUUUUAUUUUUUAUUGUGGUGCUGAGGAUCAAACCCAGUGCCUCACAUGUGUGAGACAAGCGCUCUGCCACUGAGCCACAACCCAGCUCCUGGAUGAGUAUAUUUAAAGGUAAAGAUCCUUGUGACAGCUUUUUGAGUAUAUCAAUUCAAUGCCACGUUGGCUCCUUUGAAAAGUAAUUAAUAAGAAGUUGAUGAAUGUUUUUGGGUUCUAUAAAGCUGUUGUAAUGACACCUCUUGGUAUACUUUAGAAAAGAGGAAACUUGCUGACCACCUGUUUGGAUUUUGUUUCCACAGAGCUAUGUGAACUUCUGAAAGUAUGUGGCUUUAGAUACUGUGAAUUUUUUGUUUUCUGUUUAACCCUUUUUGUGCCUAAAUUGUUCAGACUUACAAAGAAUAAUUUUGAUGAUCCUUCCCAUGCUGAGUGUAUAGGUACAUGCACACAUACCAUGUCAAGACUGAUGCUGCCUUUGCUACAAGUGGUUGUAGAUAAAGAGCUAGUUGUAUUUAAAAUCUACACUUCAAAGAACCUGCAAGCUCUCCCUGUGCCAAAAUUAAAAUGUACAGUGUUUACAAAUGUUUGGAAUUUUGCACUGCCAUAGAGAAUGGUGAGUUUACUUUGCUGGAUUUUCUGAUUUGUGAGUAGAUGAGCUAUAGUUUAGCAUAGGAGGGGAAAUUUUGAGCAUCCUAAGGCCAAACUGGAAAUGAGUAUCUGAGACAGUUGUGAAAGUGGUUUCCUAGACCGAAUUUGGGGACAAUUUUUCCUUACUGUUUUGAGAUGUCAUUUGUGUUGGCAAAGCUCUCCUUAUUGUCCUUGCUAUAUUCAUUUAUAGACAACACCAAAUCUCCCCUCCUGUGGGAGAAUGUGAAAUAAGCAUUUUGAAGUCUUCUGAUGUAAUGAAUGUGCAAUUUCAUGUAAUGCUAUUAUUGGUGAAUGGGGCUUUGUUAAAAUUAUUGCAGUAAACCUACCUUUUAGAUUUACUGGACCUCCAGUAGCCUUUUGAAUGACUGAAAAUGUUAGAAAUAGUCAUAUCUGUAUAAAGGAGUGAUUUAUGUUUCUUGGUAGCCUAUCUGAAAUCAUGAAGCCACCUCACUUGCAGGUAGUCAUUACUCCCACUUAGGGUCUUCAUUAAGUGCUCUCUGGUUACCCAUUUCUUCAGGUAGAAAGGUCAAGGCCCUUAAAAGGGCCAAAUAGUGUUGUCAAAGCAAUUCUUUUCUCAGAGCAGUUCUGUAAUUGGGCAAAUGCUUUAUUGAAAAUUGGCAUUGUCGUUAUAACACAUGAGAGUUAGCAGCACAUUUAAUUUCUUACCCAAAGGCAUUUUUGUGUUUUAACAGUAAGUACUUUGUUUUCAACAGACAUUUCCACUUCCUUCCACCCUCACACUGUUGCUCUUAAGUCCUCUUAAAGUUAUCUGUUUUGGGAUGUUGCUUUUAUACAGAGGCCUUGUGUGUCACUCUUGGACAGUUACAACUAUAAUGUCUUAAGUUAAGAUUCCCCUUUCAUCCAGUCCUGAGCAAUACUGUGUUGCAGAGUGAGAUUGUGGGUUCCAGCCAUGAGGGAGGGAAGCCAUGACACUAGAGGCUCCUGUCUAACAUUAUAACAGUGGUAGUUGAGGCUUCCUUUGUGUGUGUGAUGUGAUAGCAGUUGGCUCCCAUACUCUCAGCAUUGUCUCCGCUUCGUGCAGGGGAGAAUUAUUCCUUUUCCCUGUUGUUUGUCUUGUUUUUCACCAAGAAUCAAAAUGUUCCCUUUGCCCACCCCCCCUUACACCAUUUUAAAACCAACAGAAAAUUAAAUGUCUUUUGGCCUCCUCAGCACUCGGCACAGAAGUCAUAAUCAGCCUCUUAGUAGGACCCUCUGUAGUCCAUAGCAAUGCACUAAUUAAUGCCUCUUGGAUAGAGAAAGAUUAUCCCCCUUAUUUGAGUUUCAGCCUUGAACUUCUUUAAGCUUCAGUUUUAUCAUUUGUAAAAUGAGCACACACACACUUACCCUUUCUACCUCAUGGUUUGUUGUGGGAAUUUAGUAUGGGGGAGAACCUUUAAAACCUAUUAUUGCCUUGAAGAAGGUGUAAGGAGUUAUUAUAUUCUUGGUUGAUCAGGCUUUGGGGUAUACAGAAUACCUCAUGUCCUGGAAGCUGAGUUUUUCAUGCCUGCCUAGCAAAGCCAGUGUUGCUUACCAAAGUCCACACUCUGGCUCCUGUCCUGUCUUUGACAUGAUACUCUUGAUUAGAAGAGUUCUGUCACCCGGUGUCUUGAGAGAAUUGUGUACAUUUGGAUUAAAGAUUGUACCCUGAUAGACCUGUCUUGCUGUGGCCUUGAUGUGCAAAAAUUCUUUCUACCUACACUUGAGUAGGUGGCGUGAACUGUACUGUCACUAUACAGAAGCCGUGGCUUUCUUCAUAUUUCUAAUCAGGUGGUCAUUGUCAGCAGGAAUAGCAAAUGAGGUUUCAUAAAGUAGGAGAAAAAGGCAAUUAAAGUAACUCAGAAGUGACCAGCUCACUAAAUGAGGACUGAGGGGUCUGUUUUCAUAUAUUCUGCCUGGUUUUUAUAAGUACCGCUAGGUUAAUAGCUCUGUAUCUUUUUGGUGUUUGCACUAUGUAAUGCUUUCAAUGCCUUUUGAUUUUAUUGUGUUUUUGGCUUUUUUUCAUAUGUAUAUAUUAAAAUAUUUUCACUUUCA